AUGGCUACUCAACAACGCGCUCCCGAACUAAUUCUGCACUCGCUACUCGUUAAUUACUUAUCAAAAGAGGACAGUAUAGAGCCUAACAUUCCAUUUCUUCUGGAAACUAUAACUUUCCACCAACUUUUAAGUAGUGGUGGUGGUAGUUCUGGUAGUGGAAAAAGCGACUCCAAUAACAAUAGUGCCGAGAAAAUAAAUCCACCACUACACAAAUGGUGCACACGAGUGAAUUCCCUACUCUCGUCAAAAACACAGAGCGCCAGGUGGGCCGGCGUAUGUUUUGUUAAAGUUUCGAUAGAGCAGUCCUGGUUGCUGUUUACAGAAAACUUUAGUCUAUGGAGUACAACAUUAUUGAGUUUGCUUGUGAGACCUGAACCAGUAACCACAUUAAAAGUAAUCAUAUCAACUUUAUCAGAAAUGUUUUCAAAAACCGUUGAUAGACUGGAAUUACAGCGAGAAGUAACCUCACAACUAUUACCCCGAUUUAAUUCGUGUCUAAUAAAUCUAUCAGGAACUAAAGAUCUUCUGCGGUUUCCCUCAAUGUUUCGUCCCAUUCUACAAAACGCGCAAAACUUAUGUCUUUCUGUAUUCGAUAAUAAUGAUGAGAAUUAUGAUUCUGAUUCUGAGGUCGUGAAAAAAGCGGCAAAAUGUUUUGCGAAUAUUUGUAAUGCUGGUGGCAAGAUUGGUGCUUCUGAACAAUGGCGGCUGUCGUUGAUUUGGUUGGUGGGGUCCACUCAUGUAAUUUUAGAUCGGUUAUUUGAUACGGUGGAUGAAGAAAAUAAAUUUGCUAAAAAACAGCAGCCGCAGCCGCCAGGUCAACAUCAAUUUGAGUUUCCUAAAGUCACGGAUGAUUAUAUUGUUGGAUUCCCUAUUUUGUUCAAAAGAUUUAGAAUUCUUUGUCAAUUCAUUGUAUCUAUGCUAAGAAAUCUCAGUUCUACUAAUUUAGCGAGUGUUCAAGUACCCGUUAAUCUUUUUAUGGAAUUGAUAUGUAGAGUGUGUAAUGUUUGUGAUGGCGUGAUUGGAUCGGAUCACAAGGAUAAAAAUGAAUUUUCCACACUUUUAAUUGGACUUCCUGCGCUUCAUUUGGCAAUCAAUAGAGUGCUUGGAAGUUUAAUUCUAUGUUUGGUGCGAGCAUCAAUUUACAAUUUAUUUAAUCUAUGUAUUCAAAAGUAUCGAAAUGGAUUUCUUUUAUCAUCCUCCUCUGCAUCAUCAUUGAUUUUCAAUAUCAUUGAAGAUCUUACUAUAAAUGAGAUUACUGCUACCAAAAUCGAUAGUAAUAAUGCUGAAGCAGUGAAUAGUAUUAAAGGUAGCAGCAAGAAGAAAAAAUCACGAAUCACGAAUUCUGAUACAAUGAUUAUUGGCGCACAAACUGUGCUCGAGCAGUCGAAUAUAGAUUUGCAAAUAGCUGCACUUGAAGUUCUCAAAACGUCACUCUCCACAACCGGCGGUUCUUCAAUUCCCCCAACCUCUCGAACACUACUCGACAACCUACUCCUAUCCCGAAUCCUCGACAAUAACAUCAAGACCAAAACAAACGCCAAAAUUAAAUUAAAAUUAUACGAAUGUUUAUUGGCAUCGAUUAUCGCACCUUCAGAGUAUCAAGCAAAUAUCCUUCCAUACGCGUUAAGAAUCUACAAGUCGGGAUUUAAUGAUGAUUGUUUUGAGAUACAAUCUUUUUGUUCAUAUGCUUUGACGAUAUGUGAUUUAAUCUAUCAUAGUAGAUUACCGCCGAUACAAAGAUCUGUUCCGUCUACACGUCUGUUCGAUAAACCGUCGUCAAAUUUAAAAGUAUCUUCUGAUUUGGAAAGCUUGGGAAUUAAUAAUAAGAGUAACGAGAUCACUAACGAGAAGACAGAGAAACACAAACAAAACACUGCUAUAGCAACAAAUUCGUCAUCAAUCGAAAUUACAUCAAAUAUACAACAAUUAUCCCAAUGGGGGGGACAGCAAUCUUCCAGCGAAUCAAAACUACCAGAUAUUAGUAUAGGUGAAUCGCGGAAACAAGACAAUCCUGUGUCACUUGUUGAGACAUUAUCACUACCAGAACAACCACAUUUGGUAGAUUUCUUUGCUGAAAAAGUAUCAUCAAAUGUAUCGAUACAAGUCGAGUCGAGUUUCGAGACACAAAAUAUAACAAAUGAAGUGUCGUCAUCAGCACCAUCAACUAACGAUACAACUAGCAAUACAAAUACUACCAAACCAUCUUCUGAAAAAAAAAGAUUAUUUCCUUCAGAAUUUGAAGAUGCUUCUCAACAACGAUUCAAGACGGGUAAAACGCGUGAAUCGCGUGCAUCAUCAAUUGCUCCUGUUCCUCCUUUGUGA
Messenger RNA from Ambispora gerdemannii, 2322 nucleotides. Lineage: Eukaryota; Fungi; Glomeromycota; Glomeromycetes; Archaeosporales; Ambisporaceae. The record is from the annotation of a GenBank genome assembly.